AUGAGUGAACCUUGGAAUUCAUUUAACCCAAGUCCUAAUUCUCCUACUCAAUCAAACUUUAAACGGGAAUAUCGAUUAGCACACCAAACUUUGUGUGUUACUCAUAUCGACUUUGAACAGCGUUUGUUAAUAGGAUUUACCCAGUUAGUUAUAUGGCCAAUUUCAUCGACUUUGCGACGUAUUCAUGUCAAUUGCCGCCAGUGUCGUAUUCAUCGCAUUUUAUUGGAAGCAGCUGAUACUGAAACAGCAGGAUUUGAAAAUGAUAGAAAAGGACGGACUGGAAACUGGUCUGCUUCGAAAAGCAAACAUAUUCCAUCACCCACUGAUCUUCCAAUUUUAUUUACUGACCCUACUUUAGAAAUAUGUGAACGUGAUACAAAAUUGAGAACUCUAGACAGUUUUGAACGUCGAUAUACAUCCGUCGUUACUGCUACGGACCCAGAUGAAGGUGCGGGUGAAGUAACAGUCAGACUAACCUCAGAUUUUUGGCCACUUGUCUCUCAAAAAUCUCCGUUCAUAUUGACAAUUGAGUUCUCUCUUAACAAACCCAAGUCUGGUUUCUAUUUCGUCGUACCUGAAGGAGAAGGAUCUUUGACUGAACGUGGAGUACAUGCAUUCACAGCUUGUACACCAAACUGUUCUCGCUUAUGGUUCCCUUGUAUUGACUGCUCAGAACCAUGUACCUGGAAAAUUGAAGUGACGGUAUUUGAAGAUUUGGUUGCCGUAGCUCCUGGAGAAUUAAUAGAUGCUCCAUACUAUACGGAAGAUCUAGCACAUAAAACGUACCACUUUUAUGUUUCCCAACCGGUAGCAGCUCCUUAUAUUGGAUUGGCAGUGGGAGCUUUCGAAAUUUUCCCAGAUCCACGACUUUCCAAUGGGGCAACACACUUUUGCCCAAGUGGGUUAUUACCUCUUUUACAACACACUAUAUCUCCCUUAUCCGAAAUGAUAGAAUACUAUGAAUCUAUCUUAGCAUCACAAUAUCCAUUCUCCACGAUAAAGUGUGUAUUUGUAGACUGCGCAAUUUCAGAAUUCCAAUCAUUUGCCUCUCUCAUUAUAUUUUCUGUUGAUUUGCUUCACUCUCCAAGGAUCAUCGACCAAGCGAUUGAAACACGCAAAGUUCUCUCAAUAGCUGUAGCACAUCAGUUUUUUGGAUGUUUUCUUAUCAUGGAUACAUGGUGUGAUGCCUGGCUUACAUAUGGUCUAGCAGGAUACUUGUCUGGUCUUUACCGAAAACGUGUUUUCGGGAAUAAUGAAUAUCGUAGGAAUAUUUUAGAUGAGAUGCAUUUUAUAACAGAAUUCGAAAAUAUGAGAUAUGGUAUCGUACUUGAUCCAUCAAAGUCUUCUUCAAAAUCUACGUAUUUUGACUUGAGUUCAUCUCAUCUUGUGUCACCAGAUUAUUUGGCAGCUUAUGUGAAGAAGUCACAUUUAGUGAUUCGUAUGUUAGAACUACGUUUAGGUCAACCUGUGUUACUUCAAGUGCUUAACAAAUUGCUUGUGCUUGCUCGACUUUCUACUAAGUCGAUUCUCUCAGUUACAGAUCAAAAUCAAAGUGAGUUGGAUGGCUUGAGUAGAUACAGUGAAAUUGAUGAUAAUAUAAUUUCACCGUGUCCAAAUACCCAACCUCAACGAAAUCUUAACGUCCCACCGUGCCUGUCAGAUGAACAUAGGGCUAAUAUUUUACUAUCCACUGCCUCUUUCCGAAGAAUUAUUUCAAUGGUUACAGGUCAAGAUAUUCGAAAUUUCCUAAAUCAAUGGGUCUGUCGUUCUGGUCAUGUUAGAUUGUUUGCUAAGUUCCAUUUCAAUCGAAAGCGAAAUGUUGUGGAGUUGGAAUUAAAACAGGAUUUACAAUCAAGAGGAACGUUAAACUAUACUGGGCCAAUCACCGUUAUGCUCCAAGAACUAGACGGAGCGUUUAUGCACACUUUCAAACUGGAAGAAGGUCGUAUGUCACGUGAUUUACCUUGUCAUUCCAAAAGUCGGAAACAUCGUAAGAAAAAAAUAUCUUUAGCUAACGGAGAUGAAGUUGAUAUGGAUUUGGCUCGUAUUGAUCCAGAAUCACCCCUCCUGUGGCUUCGAAUAGACCCUGACCUGGCUAUCAUACAUAGUAUACAUGUUGAUCAACCAGAUUUUAUGUGGCAUCUUAUGUUGGCUCAUGACAGAGAUUGUCUUGGUCAGCUAGAAGCAGUUGCUGCUCUUAAAGAUUUUGCUUCUCCUGAAACACGCCAUGUUUUGAGCAAUAUUAUUUUAAAUGAGAAAAUCUUCUACCGAAUUCGAAUGGAAGCUUGUUACACCCUAUGCCACGUUGUGAAUGAAUUGAGUGCCCUCAGUAAUAACCCCGCAAUGGCUUCUACUGCUGUUGCUUCUUGUCUGUUGCCAAUGUUUUGGCAGUUGUUUAGUUCACCAGCAGCUCGUGGUUUGAUUCGUCAGAAUAAUUUCACCAACUUGCAACAUUAUUUUCUUCAAAGAGCAAUGAUUAAGGCUCUCUCAACCUUACGUGUGCAACAAGUUUGCCCUCAUGAAGUAUUAACUUUCCUUAGUGAUUUGUUAAGACAUAAUGAUAAUUCUUGUAAUCCUUACUCUGAUGAUUACUACGUAGCCGAUCUUGUUAAGGCAAUGAAAGAUACCCUUACACCUGCAAUUAUUGUUCGUGGCGUCAUGUCAGCAUCAACAUUGCCAUUUGAAGCGCGUACAGUUAUUGAAGAAGUUUCUCACUUAUUAAAUUUAGAAACAGAGACAAUGAGUUAUAAAGGUGUUAUAACUGUUGUGUGUUUAUCAGCCAUAAGACGACUACAACGGCUUGGUUUUUUGCCUAUAGAUCCAAGUCUUUUUUACCAAUAUGCGUCAUCAAACUUUUACUGUGACAUCAGAUUAGCAGCAAUCGAAGCCCUUGUGGAUUACAUCAGAGGAGAACGAGAUCAAUCAGCAUUAGACUGGCUUUUCAACAAUAUCAUUGAACACGAAGAUGGUGGUGAUUCUUCAUAUGUUCGACUUCGUUUUCAGUCUAUACAGUUGUUAUUGCGCACACCACCAUUUCAACGUGGUGAGACAGGAAGUCGACUGGACACUCCUCAGCUAGUUGAAAGACUUUGGACUCUAAUGAACUAUGGAUGCACAGGUGAUCCUCGGUUACGGUGUGCAGUAGCUGAACUGUAUUAUACUCUUUAUGGUAAUCGUCGGCCAACUUGUCUUCCUCUUCCAGAGGGUGUACUCUUAGUGAGGGUUAAAGAAGGCCGAUCUGUGCUCAAUAUAACUGAAAAUAAUCUUAGAUCUAACGAUAUGGAUGAUGGUGAUGAAUUGAGCAAAUAUAAGUCUGAAUCCCUGACUAGAAAAUCGUCAUCAUCUAAAGUGCAUACAGAAUAUGAAGAAUUGGAAGAUAAUUUCUUAGAUAGUGAAAUGUUACACGCAAAUAGUGCACAAUUAGAACGUGAUUCAUUACAGCGUACAACAGAAUUCAAUACUCAAUCAGAUUUUAAACGUUUGCAUACAAAUAGAAAUGUGAAUUUUUGUGAAAUGAAUGAUUCUUCAAAUAUUUUCAAAAGACGAACGGAACGAUUGAGUGAUGACGAAGAUGAUUAAGAUCUGGGUAAGUUAAUGGAUUCAUAAAGUUUACAUGUAUUUCAUCAUUAAUCACUGUCAUUUCGGAUGGUUUAAUCCUUGGACUAAUUGUUCGAGAAUUCAUGAUGGAAUAAACUUUGUAAAAAAUUGAUAAACUCUGAAAGUAAUUGUACAAUUAACACUAUUCAAAUGUUUAGAUUAUGGGAUUUGUAGGGAUUGGGAUUAAUUUCAUUUAUUAGAUUUUGUCACGAACUAACAUCAGUUAGAGUAGUCAUUGAAAACCAGGGAGCACUGGGCAGCUGCUUAUUCUUAUUUCGGGACUCUUUCUCAGUGCACACCCGAAACCCCAUCAGA
Messenger RNA from Trichobilharzia szidati, 3912 nucleotides. NCBI's taxonomy places the organism in Eukaryota, Metazoa, Platyhelminthes, Trematoda, Strigeidida, Schistosomatidae. The record is from the annotation of a GenBank genome assembly.